UCUAGAAAUCACUUACAUAAUUUACAAAAUCAGUACACAACACACCACAAAAUCCAGAAUGCAGCUAGACAAAUAUUCAAUAUUUUUAUUCGUUUUAUGCGCAACCCUGAUUCCGGUAGAAUUAGCAGCCAGAUCAGUGGAAAUGAAGCAGCCGAUAGAAUCAGUGGCAAGGACUGGCAAUGCUGCCCCAAGUACAAAACCCAAACACAUUAGGCGUGGCGCAGGAGGGAUCCCGGAUAUGCCCAUGGACUUGCACACUAAGCACAGGUCAUGUGACAUGGACUCCAGGGGCAGGGAGAGCUAUAUAUACGCCUUUCCCAACUAUUGCAUAUGGGCGUUCAACAAUCGGUACUUGGGCACAGCACACUACCGCAUCUACAAGACCUAUCAGUUGGAGGGAUUUUUCUUUGGCCAGUAUUACGAGCGCCUAAAGCGUUACGAAUUCGAGCCACAUACCUACGAUUACAAUAUGUAAUGCAAUAUGUUCGAGAUGUGGUGAAAAAAUUCCAAUUACUCAGCGAAACUACCAAGAAAUUUUCUUUAAAAUAUAUAUUAUCUAUAGCGUGCUUUAUGCUUUUAAGAUACUUCCACUUUGAACGCACAAAA
This is a messenger RNA of Drosophila santomea, 606 nucleotides long. RefSeq lists its product as uncharacterized. Lineage: Eukaryota; Metazoa; Arthropoda; Insecta; Diptera; Drosophilidae. The transcript has 2 exons. The coding region runs from base 59 to 475 and encodes 138 amino acids. The record is from RefSeq and is a predicted model, not a curated record.